AGCGCUCGUUCGAGUCUCUCACUGCAGCUUCUACUCCAGCUACCAAUAUUUCAAUCGGAUCCUACCACAACUGCUACUCUACUCCUUUUGUUGCAUUCUUCUGCGCACAUUUUUAAAAGUUUGAAAGUUUGAAAGGGAACUACCGCGAAGGACUCAGUGUUGGGAGAAUCUAAAUCAGUGAAAGUUGGAGAUGACUUCUGGCGUGGAGUUGGGGCAGGACAUAAGCCAAGCAGAAUUAGACUUUUCGGACCUGUUUCUCUACAGCACACCAGGAGAUUUCCCUGUUGGCGGUGUUAAAGAUGACCCAGGUGCUCUGCUUCAGAAUAACAGCCAGCCUCCCGUACUGUUGGUCGAUCAUCACGCCACAAACAUCUCCGAUUUGGUCAAUUCAGCGUCCAAUCAGAACACCUUCCCUCAAAGCCACAACUCUGACAAUCUACCAGGGGCUGUGUUUGAGUGCCUGGGGCUAACGUCAGGAGCCAGUAACAUCCCUGCCCCCAGCCCCAGGAUUGAGAUCACUCCAUCAGUUGAUUCGCUCAACUCUCAUACCCUGGAGCCAAGCCCUGGCUCUAAAGCUUUGGGGGCCUACAGGGAAUGUGUUAGCCCGGCUAGUAGUAACUCCUCCUCAGGUUGGCCUGCGGACAGCUGUUCUCCCUUGAACUCACCAAGUGUCUCCCCUCCUAAUGGAGGCAACUAUGGCAUCUCUUGCUCUGCCUUGGACCUGUGUCCAGGCUUUCAGAGCAUCCAUACUUCCUCUGCACACUCCUCUCCCGGAGCAUCUCCUCGGAACAGCAUCACAGAUGAGACCUUCCUGCAGCCACAUCACCAGCGCAACCCCUCCCCACUUCCCCACCAGCGUUCCCGAUCCACAUCACCACAAGGAAAGCGUUGUCUUGACCAGACCCACCCCUGCCAGGGGGGUACACCUGUCAAGCAGCGCUCUCGGAGUCCCAGUCCCAUCCCAUCGCCCCAUGAGCAGCAGAGGCCGUACUACAUUCACCAAUAUCAGGCCCAAGCAGAUUUUCAGCCCCAUGUUCCGGCAGCACCACAGGGUCUGGAGGAGAUGCUGAACACUCUCAGUUCAGACUUGACCAGAGAUGCACAGCACCCAAGGCAGGACUGUGCAAAUGAAGACAGGCCUAAUUGGGCCAUUGAACAAGAGUGGAUAACCAGAUUUGGAGCUGACGUCAAACCUGAGCCUUUCUACAUUCUCCCUGUCUGGCCGCCCCCUCAGCCAGUACAUCAAGCUACAGGGUCCCCAUUCAGUGGUCUCUCUGUAGCACCCCUUCCCUCCUUAGAGUGGGCAUUGCCCUCUCAGUCUGGCCAAUACGAGCUACUGAUCCAGCAGCAGCCCCGUUCACACCACAGAGCUCAUUAUGAGACUGAGGGCAGCCGGGGAGCUGUCAAGACACCCAAUGGAGGCCAUCCUGAGGUUCAGCUUGUUGGAUACCAAGGCACAGCUCCAGUUGGGCUGCAGGUCUUUAUUGGCACCGCAGAUGAGAGGCUGUUGAAACCCCAUGCCUUCUACCAAGUUCACCGCAUCACUGGGAAAACCGUCACCACACCCAGCUUGGAAAGGGUGAUCAAUGGGACGAAGGUUUUGGAGAUCCCUUUGGAGCCAAAGAACCACAUGAGAGUGGUGAUUGACUGUGUUGGAAUUUUGAAGUUAAGAAAUGCAGACAUUGAACUGCGAAACGGCGAGACAGACAUUGGGCGGAAGAACACGCGUGUUCGUUUGGUUUUUCGAGUCCACAUCCCUGAACCUGGAGGCCACCUAGUUUCUCUUCAAGUCGCUUCUAAUCCAGUCGAAUGCUCUCAACGCUCGGCUCAAGAGUUCCCAGCAGUUGAGAGGCAGGACCUGGACCGCUGCUCUGUUCUUGGUGGUCAGCAAAUGGUCCUGACUGGACAGAAUUUCACAUCCGACUCCAAAGUGAUAUUUUCUGAGAAGGCGCAAGAUGGAAAACAACUCUGGGAAGUGGAGGCAACUGUAGACAGAGACAAAACCCAAGCUAAUAUGCUGUUUGUUGAGGUUCCUCCCUAUCGAAAACGAAACAUUUGCCAGCCGGCUAAAGUCAACUUCUAUGUCAUCAACGGAAAGAAGAAGCGCAGCCAGCCUCAACAUUUCAUCUAUACUCCUGUGAUCGCAAUUAAAGCAGAGCCUCUGGAUGACUACCAUCUGGAUGCUUACAACCGCUCAGAUAAUCAUCAGCAAUCUUCAAUGAAGUCCUAUUACCACCACUUGGAGCAAGACAGUCAUCCUCCGACCUUGAAUGUUUCAUCAACACUCUACCAUCUAUCCACCGUAGACCCCAGAGGCCACAUGAUACCACCAGAUUCUCUUGAUGAGUCAGCUUAUUACCAGUCCAGAUCUGGUAAUCAGGUGCAUCACAACUCAGUGAUGUACCACACCGCAAACCAGUUCUACAGCAACUGCAGCACCAGCUUGAUGCCCCAUCCUGUCCCGGCUCCCAGUCAGUGUGUCAGUGUCCGCAGCCCCAUGCCCAAACUGGCCGACGGUCCACAGGUUGGGGAUUCAUUCGAAGCCUGUUUGGUGUCAAGGCAUCAGGGUUUUGUGACGCCUCUAGGAAAGUCGCCACCUUCAAGAUAUGUUCAAGUGAAGGCAGCAACCCCGAUUCCACCAAUCGGCCAAUCUCUCACUCAGAUCGGAUCUGCUAAAGGAAACUAUGACAACAAGGCUUCAGAGAAGAUAACCAUUAAGCAAGAGAAUCUUAGCUAUGCCUACCUAGAGGAUGUAAAUGACAUCAUAAGAAGAGACAUGAAAGGCCACAGUGGAAACUGAUCCUGCGCCACUUUAGAGUAUCUGAAGACCAGUAAUUAUACACAAGAUAUAAAAUAUAAAGCAGAGCGUAACCUGCAAACACCGGACGCUUGAUGCUAUCCUUUUCAGAAAUAUAUUAAAAGCUGAUACAAUAUUGUUUUUUUUUUGUUGUUCGUUGUUGUUUUUUAACAUAGUAUGACAUUACUGUUGUAUUCACCAAGAGUAGCAGUUUAGCUGUUUAAAUGCCUAAUAGUCGACCAUUUAUAAAGAUAUAAUCUGUAUCUA
Cyprinodon variegatus (sheepshead minnow) is the source of this 3064-nucleotide messenger RNA. RefSeq names its product nuclear factor of activated T-cells, cytoplasmic 2-like. Gene Ontology annotation, biological process: cytokine production; calcineurin-NFAT signaling cascade; regulation of transcription by RNA polymerase II. Gene Ontology annotation, molecular function: RNA polymerase II cis-regulatory region sequence-specific DNA binding; transcription factor binding; DNA-binding transcription factor activity, RNA polymerase II-specific. The record is from RefSeq and is a predicted model, not a curated record. Gene Ontology annotation, cellular component: transcription regulator complex. The transcript is spliced from 10 exons. NCBI's taxonomy places the organism in Eukaryota, Metazoa, Chordata, Actinopteri, Cyprinodontiformes, Cyprinodontidae. The coding region runs from base 191 to 2800 and encodes 869 amino acids.